Molecule: messenger RNA, 1350 nt
Organism: Chenopodium quinoa (quinoa)
Lineage: Eukaryota; Viridiplantae; Streptophyta; Magnoliopsida; Caryophyllales; Amaranthaceae
Product: alcohol dehydrogenase-like 7
Exons: 10
Coding region: 58-1230 (390 amino acids)
Biological process (GO): formaldehyde catabolic process
Cellular component (GO): cytosol
Molecular function (GO): S-(hydroxymethyl)glutathione dehydrogenase [NAD(P)+] activity; zinc ion binding
Source: RefSeq, a predicted model, not a curated record
AUAUACACCAAACUGCAUUAAGUGUGAAUUAUUUGUUGAUUAUUGAUAACAUAGCAAAUGGCAGAUGUGAAACACUCCAAAGGCAUCACCGCUGGAAAGCCUCUUCAUUGCAAAGCUGCUAUUGCUAGAGAAGCAGGACAACCAUUGGUGAUAGAGGAGGUGAUAGUGGCUCCACCAAAAGCCCAUGAAGUUCGGAUCAAGGUCAUUUGCUCAUCACUCUGUCAUACCGACAUCACCAUCUGGAAAUUAAAAGAUUUUCCUGGAUGCUAUCCAAGAAUCUUUGGCCAUGAGGCUGUUGGGAUCGUAGAAAGUGUAGGAGAGGAAGUAGAUGAAGUGGUGGAAGGCGAUUAUGUGCUACCAGUUCUCAUAGCAGAUUGUGGGGAUUGCAAAGAUUGCAAGUCUAGCGAGAGCAAUUUGUGUUCGAAGCUGCCAGUUAAGAUCUCUCCGUGGAUGCCUAGGGAAGAUAGCAGCAGAUUCACUGAUUUGAACGGGGAAACUCUGUUUCAUUUCGCGUUUGUUUCAAGCUUUAGCCAAUAUACUGUUGUCGACGUUGCUCAUCUCACUAAGAUUGACCCAUCCAUUCCUCCCAAUAGGGCAUGUCUUCUAAGCUGUGGGGUUUCCACUGGGAUUGGUGCUGCUUGGCGAGCUGCCAAUGUCAAACCAGGAUCAACAGUUGCUAUAUUCGGCAUUGGAGCCAUUGGACUAGGGGUGGCUGAGGGAGCAAGGCUUAGUGGAGCAGCGAGGAUAAUAGCAGUAGAUAUAAAGCCAGAAAAAUUCGAAUUUGGUAAAAAGUUUGGCGUUACAGACUUUAUCAACCCGAACACUAGUGAGGAUAAUAAGACUGUUAGCCAGAUUAUAUGCGAGAUGACAGAUGGAGGUGCAGAUUAUUGUUUCGAAUGCGUAGGAAAUGCAUCUUUGGUACAAGAAGCUUAUGCUUCAUGCCGAAAGGGUUGGGGAAAAACAAUUGUGCUAGGAUUGGACAAUAAGCUAGAUGCACAAUUGAGCUUCCUUUCUAUGGAUGUGCUGCUUAGCGGUAAAACUAUAAAAGGAUCAGUAUUUGGAGAUCUUAAGCCAAAAUCUGAUGUUCCUAUCCUUGUAAAACGUUAUUUGGACAAGGAAAUUCGACUUGAUGACUUUGUGUCACAUGAGAUAAAAUUGGAUGAGAUUAAUAAAGCAUUUGAAUUGCUUAUGGAAGGAAAAUGUCUUCGAUGUGUAAUAUGGAUGGAUUAAGAAGUUUUUUAUCCACUAUUGUGAUUUAUGACAAACUCAAAUAAUGUAAUAAUGACAUUAGACAAUUUUCUAUGUUCACAUAAUAAAUAAUAAAUAAAUAAAUAAGACCUUUACACUUUA